AUGGCGUCUUACGAUGGCCUUGUGUCUACCUUCUUAUGGGCAAUCUUUGUCGUUCAAGCAAUCGAAUUCGGUCAUUCCAAUGCUUCGACCAAUGUAAGCUGUAUUGGUGCAGAGAGAGAAGCUCUCCUGAAGUUCAAGCAUGGUCUCACUGAUCCUUUGAAACGCCUAUCGUCGUGGACCGGAGAGGAAUGUUGCAAUUGGGGAGGAGUCAAAUGCGAUAAGAAGAUUGGCCAUAUCCUACAGCUCGAUCUUCGUAAUCCAUGCGCUGAAGAUGCCAACGCUGAAGAUGCCAACGUUGAUAUUUCCGCACCUUCAGAUAAGUGCAAGCUGGGAGGUAACAUAGUACCUUCUUUAGGUGAAUUGAAGUAUCUAGAGUUCCUGGACCUUAGUAUCAACAACUUUUCAACCCGAAAAUUUCCAACAUUCUUUGCUUCUCUUCAGAAACUAGAGUACCUUUAUCUUUCAGGUAACUUGAUUUCUGGUUCUAUUCCUUCUAGUUUGGGGGAGCUAUCAUCUCUAAGAGGGUUGGAUUUAAGCUAUAACAAAGUGAGCGGGACAAUUCCAGAGAGUAUCGGGCGACUGUCGAAUUUGAGGGAGCUCCACUUUGAGAAAAAUUUAUUGUAUGGAACUGUAAGCGAACUUCACUUUGAAAAUCUCAAAAACUUGAUCAUGUUAGACAUUUCCUCCAAUGAGCUUAUAUUAAAUGUGAGCUCUACCUGGGUUCCACCAUUCCAAGCUCUUGAGAUAGACUUGUCAGAUUGCAAAGUGGGACCUGAAUUUCCAAGAUGGCUUCAAACGCAGAGGAACCUCACCAAUUUGAUAAUGUCAAACGCAAGCAUGUCGGGCGAUAUUCGUGAUUGGCUCUACGAUAUUUCCUCUAACAUUGACUUUUUGGAUAUCUCAGUCAACAUGCUUAGAGGCCAAAUUCCCCAAGAUAUCGGAGACAAGAUGCCGCGGUUGACAACAUUGAGACUUUGGGGUAAUAAUCUCACUGGUGGCAUUCCGAGUUCUCUGUGCAAGUUGAAGCAGUUGGAUGAAAUUAAUCUCUCAAAGAAUCAACUAUCUGGGAGACUUCCUCGAUGUUGGAAAGCAUCGCAAAAUUUGGAAUGGUUUUUUCUGGAGGAUAACAAGUUAAAUGGUCAGAUUCCGAAAUCUUUGUGCCAUCUUCAACUAUUAAUGGGUCUUAGCCUACAAAGGAAUGGCUUCAGUGGAGUAAUCCCGAACUGUUUGUCAAGUCUACAGUUCAUGAUGAUCCUUGAUCUCAGCGACAAUCAAUUCACUGGUAGGUUACCUCCAUUCGGGAAACAUUCUCAGUCAUUGGUAGUGCUCAAUUUAGAGAAAAAUCACUUAGUUGGAGGCAUUCCUCCACAACUUUGCCAGCUUAGAGAUAUCCAAGUCUUGAGCCUAGCGCAAAAUAACAUUACUGGACCCAUUCCUAAUUGUUUUAUCUUUUCUGGGGGUAUUGGUCGGGCUUGGCCGCUGAUUACCGGUCUCGAUGUCAUGGUUAACACAAAGGGAACGAGCCAAAUAUAUGGAAAUGGGCUUGCAUACUUCUUCUCAAUCGACCUUUCUGCAAACAUGUUGGAUGGGCAGAUCCCAGAAGAGUUCACUAGGCUUCUCCAACUUGAAAAUCUGAACCUCUCUCAGAAUAAUUUGAGUGGACACAUCCCGUCAAAUAUUGGUGACUUGAAAAAUUUGGAAUCUCUUGAUCUUUCCAAAAACGAACUAUCAAGUGCCAUCCCUUCGGGCAUAUCCAGCAUGGACUUCCUUAGUCAUCUGAAUCUGUCCUUCAAUAGACUCUCCGGCCGUAUACCGUCCGGCAACCAUCUGCGUACCGUGGAUGACGAAUCUGUUUAUCGUGGCAACGACGGACUCUGUGGAGCUCCUCUUUCGAAGAUUUGUCCCGGAGACCAACCAGCCGGUACUGGCGGCGAUGCUUCGAGUGGAGAUAAGCCUAGCGAAGGCGAUGUGGAUAUCCACAAUUGGUUCUAUGCAGGAUUGGGACCAGGUUUUACGGUGGGAUUUCUGGGGUUCUGUAGCAUCUUGCACUUCAAGCGAUCUUGGAGGGUCUCUUACUUUCGAGCGAUGGAUGGGGCCAUCGAGAAAUUCUCAAUGACAACGAUGAUUGCCAUGCUUUGGUUCAAGAGAACAUUUCGACAAAGCGAAUAGCAGCUUAUGCAG
Messenger RNA from Rhodamnia argentea, 2181 nucleotides. RefSeq names its product receptor-like protein EIX2. Bases 1 to 2169 code for a protein of 722 amino acids. The record is from RefSeq and is a predicted model, not a curated record. NCBI's taxonomy places the organism in Eukaryota, Viridiplantae, Streptophyta, Magnoliopsida, Myrtales, Myrtaceae. The transcript has a single exon. Gene Ontology annotation, molecular function: protein binding.